Molecule: messenger RNA, 5219 nt
Organism: Ostrea edulis (European flat oyster)
Lineage: Eukaryota; Metazoa; Mollusca; Bivalvia; Ostreida; Ostreidae
Product: multiple epidermal growth factor-like domains protein 10
Exons: 22
Coding region: 100-3351 (1083 amino acids)
Molecular function (GO): scavenger receptor activity
Source: RefSeq, a predicted model, not a curated record
CAAGCGAAACAGUUGUUUCUUGUUUGUAUCAACAUUUUUUCCUCUCCUCGGUUGAUCGAUGUUUCAUGUCGGAUCACUGUGCGCUGAUAAUUGUUUAAAAUGAAUAUGAUCCUGAUCUUCCUUUUAUCAUAUGCGGUCGUUUCCAAAGUCACAUCAUAUGACAACAUUGCUUCAGGAAAAGCUGCACAGCAGCUGUAUCCAUUUUCUUCCUCUAGAUGGGGAGCUGAUAAAGCGGUGGACGGACUAAAAUCAGACUGUUCUGUUGCUGGAGGACAGUGUACGAUAUCGGGAUUGAGCAAAGAAACAGCCAGGUGGUGGGUGGAUCUAGGAGGUGUACUCAGUAUACGUCACAUAACUAUAUACUACAGGACGGACAAUUUAGCCUGGGAUUUCGAUAAUCCGUACACCACUCGAUUCCUUGGUUUCUCAGUAUAUAUAUCGAACACAACCAAUAAAGAGAACGGGGUACUGUGUUUUAAAGACACGGUGUACACCAAGGCCACAAUACCGAACCCGACAAACAUAACAUGUCCUAAUCAUGGACGUUACGUCAUUUAUUACAUCGAGAGACUCCAGGGUGUCACUUAUCCUCCUGAAUAUUCUUCUUACGCACACAACGAGCUCUGUGAAUUUGAAGUUUACGGUUGUCCAACACCAGGCGUUUAUGGAGAGAACUGUGAUAGACCGUGUCCUCAGAACUGUCAGAAGAGACACUGUGACAUUGUGACUGGAACCUGUCUGGGGUGUAUUCCGGGAUAUAAGGGGUCUUUCUGCGAUCAACCCUGUGAUAAUAAGAAAUACGGCAUGGAGUGUAAACAGAACUGUGGUAACUGUAGCGAUGGGAUGCAAUGCAAUCACGUGAACGGAAGUUGUCCGAACGGAUGUGACGUCGGAGUUCGAGGCGAUAAAUGCGAUGAAGAAUGUCCAAAGGGUCGCUAUGGUUACAACUGCCAAGAGAGAUGUAACAUCAACUGUGGAGUUCCUGAGAGAUGUGACAAAGGAACAGGGCAGUGUCAGAAUGGAUGUCAGGCGGGGUGGAAAAAUCACAAAUGUGAUUCAAAAUGCGAUGGUAAAACAUUUGGACUAGGCUGUACUAGAUCGUGUGGAGUUUGCUUGGGUAACGAACAGUGUCACCACGUGAACGGCACGUGCCAAAAUGGAUGCGACAGGGGUUAUGAAGGAAUCAGUUGUAUCCAAGAAUGUCCUACUGGUAGAUAUGGAGAGAACUGUGCUAUAGCCUGCUAUCCAAAUUGUAGAGGUUGUAACAGAUUUAAUGGCAGGUGCGAGUCUGGCUGUUUCCCGGGAUGGAAAGGGACAUUCUGCGAGAAAGAAUGCGAAGAGAGAAUGUAUGGCGAAAACUGUACCCGACCCUGCGGUCAAUGUCGGGAUUUAGAACAGUGUCAUCACAUUAAUGGAACAUGUUUAAAUGGCUGUAACAGAGGAUAUCAAGGCGGAGAAUGUACUGAAGAGUGUCUAGAAGGUUGGUUUGGUUACAACUGUGAAAAGAAAUGUAGCAUCCAAUGUGACAGUGUGACAGGCUUGUUAAUCGGGCAGUGUUCAGAUUCCAGUGCUAGCAGUCAAUCAUCCCCAGCUCUGUACGGGACUGUGACAGGUUUAUGUCUUAGUGUUGUUCUUAACAUCUACUUCAUUAUUCGCUAUCUGAGAGAUAAGAAGCUUCAACCAAAAAACCAACAGAAGAACAAGAAAGAGCAGCUGUCUACAGAAGGCGAUGCACCCAGUGCAACCAUUUACAACAACACAGAAGACGCUGGUGGCUACCAAGAGCUUGGUGAAUUGGGUCAACAAUCUCAUUAUGAUCAACUUAAUUCUCAUUCGUUUUCUCGAGUUUUCGCAUUGCAUCCCUGUGUAUCGACAGUGUCUAAAUUGAACAUGAUUCUGAUCCUUUUUUCAUGUGUGUUUGUUUCCAAAGUCAUAUCAUAUGAUAAUAUUGCUUUACAAAAACCUGCACAGCAGCAGGACCCCUAUUGUGCUUCUCAAUGGGGCGUGUGUUUUACCUCGGAUUUGUACUAUAAUUCUAAAUGGGGCGCGGAUCGAGCAGUCGAUGGAAGGAAAUCAAAUCUAUACGGUAAAGGAGGAGAGUGUACGUUAUCUAACAACUAUAGGCGAACAGCGAAGUGGUGGGUGGAUCUAGGAGGUGUCUUCAGUGUACAUCACAUAACUAUAUACUACAGGACGGACAAUAAAGCCUGGGAUUCCAGUAAUGGUUACACCACUCGAUUCCUUGGUUUCUCGGUAUACAUAUCGAACACAACCAGCAAAAGAGACGGGGUACUGUGUUUUAAAGACACGGAGUACAACAGAACCACAAUACCGAACCCGACAAACAUCACAUGUCCUAGACACGGACAAUACGUCAUUUAUUACAACGAGAGACUCCCAAAUGUCACUUAUCCUCCUGGAUAUUCUAGACUCGCAUACAACGAGCUCUGUGAAGUGGAAGUAUACGGUUGCCCAACACCAGACGUUUAUGGAGAGAACUGCAGUACGCAAUGUCCCCAGAACUGUCAGGAGAGACACUGUGACAUCGUGAACGGAACCUGUCUGGGGUGUUUGCCGGGAUAUAAAGGAUCUCUAUGCCAACAGCUCUGUGAUAAUAAUAAAUACGGUCUGGGGUGUAAACAGAACUGUGGUAACUGUAGCGAUGGGGAACAAUGCAAUCACGUGAACGGAAGUUGUCCAAACGGAUGUGACGCCGGAGCUCAAGGCGACGAAUGUGACGUAGAAUGUCCAGAAGGUCGCUAUGGUUACAACUGCCAAGAGAGAUGCAACAUCAACUGUGGAGUCUCUGAGAGAUGUGACAGAGUAACAGGGGGGUGUCAGAAUGGAUGUCAGGCGGGGUGGAAAAGUCAGAAAUGUGAUUCAAAAUGUGAUGAUAAAACAUUUGGACAAGACUGUACUCAAAUGUGUGGAGUUUGUUUGGAUAACGAACAGUGCCAUCACGUAAACGGCACGUGCACCAAUGGAUGUGACAGGGGUUACAAAGGAAUCAAUUGUACACAAGAGUGCCCGGAAGGUUGGUUUGGUUACAACUGUGAAAAGAAAUGCAACAUCCAAUGUGACAAUGUGACAGGCUUGUUAAUUGGACAGUCACCCGAUUGCGGUGCAAGCAGUCAAUUACACCCAGCUCUUUACGGGCUUGUGGCAGGUUUCUGUCUAAGUGUUGUUCUUAAUAUAUAUCUCAUUGUCCGCUAUCUGAGAGAUAAGAAACAUCAACCAAAAAACCGACAAAACAUGAAAGAGCAGUUGUCAACCAAAAGCGACCCGCAUAGUGCAACCAUGUGCGACUACACAGAAGAUGCUGGCAGCUACAUAUAUGAAGAGGUUGUCUAAGUAAAACCUGCUCAGAGAAAAUUAGGUCAACCUCAUUAUCUCAAAUAACCUGAUUUGGUGGAUUUGAAUUGAUAUCGUCAUGAUAAUGAUGUCAAGCUAUGUGAAAUCGGAGGAAUUAAUUCAACAUUUGUUUUUCAACAUCUUCAACUCGAGUAGCCUAUUGUUAUAAAUCAACCGUAUCAUCAACUACUGUUCGUGUAGCCUGAUUGCUUAAUCAUGCAUAACCGAAGUUUGAGAAUGAAUUCAAGCGAAACAGCCUAGUGUCGGAUAAUCAACUCAAAGUUUGUAAUAUAAUCAAAUGAAGUGGUCUCUAUUUAAACAAGUAUGUCAACCGUUACAUUAUAAUUACUUGAGUUAACGUUGUUGUAAUAUUCAAACCGGGAAUGGGAGUGUGGACAAUUGAGUCAGUUAUGUAACCACAUGGUACGCAUCUAUUGGAUGAGGUGGCGUGAUGCCAGAAAAACGGAUUGACCAUUUUGAAAUCAUAUUUAACAUGUGAUGUGAAUGUUUGUGGAAUUAAUUAUGUUUUUUUAUAUUUAUUUUUGUACGAUUCUCUUUAUGACAUACAAUAUGUGUGUAAAAUUAUUAAUCGAAAAGAGGGAAAUCUGGUCGAUUAGGUGUUUUAAAUAUAUUAUUGUAUCAUAUGUAAACUGCAGUUUUCUUAAGUAAAUAUGUUAUCGCUUCUUGAGAGCAUUGAUAUAACUGUAGAUACAUUUAUGGAUGCACACAUAUAUACAUACAAAUAUACAUACACACAUGUACAUACAUGCAUGUAUAAAUACAAACAUACACAUUUUACAUACAUAUACACACAUAUAUGAAUACAAACAUGCAUACCACAUACAAACAUGCAUAUCUACAUAAAUGGAAACAUACAUAAUACAUGCAUAUACACAUGUAAAUAAUGCAUACAUAUAUACAUACACAUAUACAUACAUAUAGACAUGUAUAAUCCAUACAUACAUAUAUACUGUAAAUACAAACAUGCGUACAUAUAGAUGCAUGCAUGCAUAAAUACAAACACACACAUUUUACAUACAUAUACACACAAAUAUACAUACAUACAUAUUUACAUACAUAAAUGGAAACAUACAUAAUACAUGCAUAUACACAUGUACAUACAUAAAUACAAACAUACAUACAAACAUACACAUUUUACAUACAUAUACACACAUAUAUACAUACAUACAUAUUUACAUAUACAGACAGACAGACAUAUACCUACAACCAUACGUAUAUGUACCAUUAAUAACACUAAAAUCACCAACUUCAUGAACUGUGAAAUUAUUCCGUAGGUCAAAGGUGUACAGAAUAUGGCUAAAGAUUGCUAUUAUAUACACCAUGUUUACAAAUGAAUAUUUUAAUUGUCAAUGUUAUUUAAAUUCUUCUUUAUCUGUAUACAAGAUUCGAUCUAUAGCUAGAUUUAGAACUUCCGGUCAUACCUUACCUAGAGAAGUAGAAACUGACCGAUGGAAUAAUAAUGAUAGGGAAAACUAGAAAACGCUGACUGUUUAACGUAGAUAUAAGUGAGGAAUACCAUUACACUUUGCAUUAUGAAAAGUGUGAAGAUGAAGGAAAAAUGUUUGUACUAAAAAUAUUAUCGAUCAAGACCAGAUGUUUUCAAAUUUUACAAGUGUUUUCUCCACACACAAUGCUUUGCUGUUACACAACAUAUUCAAAUUCAUAAAAAUCAUAAACGAACGGGUCAACCUUCCUGGUUAGUCAACUGUUACGACAUUUGAUACUUUUAAUACAUGUAUUUAUAAACACUGUCUCCUCUGCUCUGUUUGUGUAUAAUUUUGGUAUGCAAUUGUUCUUGUGUAUAUGUUGUAAUCUUCAAUUGAGAGAAAUAAAUUCAUCCAUGCAUU